GACGAAUAGAGAGAGAGACUUUUACUGACAUAAUGACGAGCAGCGGAGAAAAAGCCAACGAGUAUGUACCGUCAUUCAAAAUCGAGGAGAACGUAUUGGUUGGCACGGGGGAAACUCAUCCGGUAUGCGCGAACGUCGGCGAACUGGUUCUCAAUACGAGGGCUGCUCCUGUCACAACGAUGAGCGAUUUUAGAAUUGAGGAUAAUAUCUUAAUAGGAAAGGAAUUAUCGAUACCCAAAAGACCCGUUAAUAUUGCUGAAGAGACACUUAAGUUUUUGAAGAGCAAGCCGGAUUCUAUUGGACAGGUAUGUGAAAGUCAUCACAUCUGCCAUUAA
Messenger RNA from Odontomachus brunneus, 335 nucleotides. RefSeq lists its product as uncharacterized. The record is from RefSeq and is a predicted model, not a curated record. Lineage: Eukaryota; Metazoa; Arthropoda; Insecta; Hymenoptera; Formicidae. The transcript has 3 exons. The coding region runs from base 33 to 335 and encodes 100 amino acids.